AUGAACAUAGUGGAAGCAGCUUAUGAUUACUACUGGAAGCAUGUCAAUACUCAUGAAGCUGUGGACAUGUGGAGAACCACCUCAUUCAUUACACUGGACUACGUGAACCUCAUUUACUACACGAGACUUCAAAGGAUUCUGGGAUCUCUUACAUCCAGCACAAGUGUAAUGCCACAGCUCUUGCCUUCCUCCUGCAUCUUCACAGAGAGGAAACUAGAUCCCCCUCGGCCCAUGGUAUCAUAUGCCACAGGCUAUGAACCACUGGCAUUCUCUGAAACCAUCAGUAGAGGCCCAUUCCGGGAUUCCUCUAUAAUUGCCCUGCCUGUACAGGGACCCAAACAGCAUUGUCAACAGCCAGACUUUUUGCAUGCCUGCAGGAACUGCUGUGACAUAACUGAUUCAUGUGUUUAUCCAGGAGGGAGUGGGAAGGAUAGUGGGGAUGGAUGGCGGGUUAAUGCAUGUGAUGCUGGGGGAUGGGUUGUGUUGGGAACUCAAACUUGUAGGUGUGACAGCCCCUACAAAAUAUAUUAUGGGAGCCGCCACAAUUGGCACAUGUGCAUAACUGUGCACAGCAGUUCAAUCAUUUAUGUCCAGCUUGGCAAAUCGAGGCAGUUCAGCCUUGUGGACAUUGCUACGAACCUGACACAUCGUUUCUCUGUUUUAAGUGGCCUUUCUGUCAUUUCCUUUGUGUCGGCGCCAGCAAAUGAAUCUAAUCGUCGACCAUGGUCUAGAGUUUCAAGGAAAAGGUGGCAUCAGUCAACAUUAGAGAAUGAAUAUGCGCACAGCAAGACCGUCUGGCCAGUGGCCCAGACAGAAGCUCUGUUCUUACCAGAAUUUCCUGUUGGAAUAGAGGAGAAAUUGAAGUUAAUUUUUUUAGGUGAAAUUAGCAGAGGAGCUUUUGGUCAAGUGUUUCAUGUGAGAUGUGCAACAACAAACAAAGAAUAUGCCAUGAAAGUUCUAUCAAAGUCACAGGUGUGCAGCUUAGAUGCUGUCAGCCAGGUGAAACAAGAAGUUAUGAUUCAACAUGUGUGCAGCCAUCAUCCCUUUGUCACACCCCUUGUCCAUUAUUGGCAGACUCGCAAGUUGCUGCUCGUUAUGACAGAAUUUGUGGGAUAUGGCGAACUGCAGCAGCUGUGGCGAUCCUUAGGCAGACUCCCGGAAAACCUUGUCAAGAUCUAUUUGGCACAGAUUGCACUUGCACUUGGUAAGGUUUGUAGUUUUUGAAGUAGAUAUGAUAUUGCGAAUUGUUAUUUGGUUGUUACCUUUUAUGUAUUGAAAGAUAAAGAAUGAUUUAUGAACAGAAAUAACAAAACUG
Messenger RNA from Penaeus indicus, 1315 nucleotides. RefSeq lists its product as uncharacterized. The transcript has 12 exons. The record is from RefSeq and is a predicted model, not a curated record. NCBI's taxonomy places the organism in Eukaryota, Metazoa, Arthropoda, Malacostraca, Decapoda, Penaeidae. Gene Ontology annotation, molecular function: protein kinase activity; ATP binding. The coding region runs from base 1 to 1224 and encodes 407 amino acids. Gene Ontology annotation, biological process: protein phosphorylation.